Molecule: messenger RNA, 3077 nt
Organism: Ruditapes philippinarum (Manila clam)
Lineage: Eukaryota; Metazoa; Mollusca; Bivalvia; Venerida; Veneridae
Product: collagen alpha-6(VI) chain-like
Exons: 6
Coding region: 103-1671 (522 amino acids)
Source: RefSeq, a predicted model, not a curated record
GUAUGAUAACGAACUUUUUAAAAAAUAUAUCCAGAUUGCUCUAGUCAACUUUGCUGUCUCAAUGGAGGUACUUGUCAUUUGAUCAAUGGUGGAAGAAGCCUUAUGUGCAGAUGUACUGAUGGUUGGAAAGGCGCAAAUUGUGACUUUGUAGAUUGCACUAGUCCGCAAUAUUGUCAAAAUGGGGGAACAUGCAAUCUGAUAAACGGCGGAAGAAACCAUUCAUGUAGUUGCACUGAGGGUUGGAAAGGAACUAAUUGUGAUUUUACAGAUUGUUCAAGUCAACUUUAUUGUCAUAACGGAGGGACAUGCAAUUUGAUCAACGGUGGAAGAGGACACACAUGCAGCUGCGCUGAUGGCUGGAAAGGGUCCAACUGUGACUUAGUAGAUUGCACAAGUCCGAUACAUUGUGGUGAACAUGGUGACUGCAAACUGACAAAUGGGGGUCGUAACAAAACUUGUAUUUGUUUUUAUGGGUGGAAAGGUCCAAAAUGUGAAAAUAUAGACGAAUGCACGCCAUAUAAAAAGGCCGACUUUGUAUUUGCUAUCGACACUUCGAUGAGUGAAUGUAAUAUAUCGUUUGAUAAGCAUAAACAAUAUGUCCAGAACUUUAUAUCCAAAUAUCAAGUAGGGCCACCAAACUAUCGAUACCAAUUUAGUCUUGUGACAUUUUCUCGACAAGCGACCAUUCAUUUUUACUUAAAUACUUUUAACAACAAUAGCGAGAUACAAAACGCAAUAGAUCAGCUAACAGUAGAUUGUGGUGGCCCGAGUUUCACUGGAACUGCUUUGAAGAAAGUACGCGAAGACGUUUUACAGACGGCACAUGGUGUGAGAGAUCCGGCUGACGUCGAACGCUAUAUAAUAUUAUUAUCGGAUGGACUGUCGUCGGACCCGAAUAUUGUGAUAUCAGAGGCGAAUGCUUUGACAGUCAGCGGUGUGAAGAUUUACUCUGUUGGUAGUGGAGUGUCGAUACGACAUGAGGAAUUGUUAGAAAUAUCAUCUUUUAAUUAUUAUGUGUUUCCAAUGGCAACAGAAGAUUGUUUACAAACACUCCUUAAAUACACCAUGUUUGGUUGUGACAAAUGUUCAACAAAUGUGUCAGAUGUUGCUAUUGUGAUGGAUGUCUCGGCUAAUAUAAAUCAUAGAAACUUUGAUAUGCAAGUCAAAGCUGUCUCUCAUCUUUUAACACUUACUGAUGUUGGUCCAAAUGCAACUCAGUUCAGUUACUCUACAUUCACGAAUGCCACAGUGAGUGUAUAUAAUUUUACAACCCAUCACGACCGAGUAAGUCUAAGAGCUGAUGUUAAUAAGAAAACAAGGCAGGUAUACAAUAAAAAUAAUAACAUAACCCGUGCUCUGAAUGACGUGAAUAAAAAUGGAUUUUCAACUUUGAGAGGAUCGAGGUCAGAUGCAAGAAAGAUCUUAGUUUUGGUGAUUUCAGGAAGCAUGAAUGAUACUCAAGAAAUAAAAACUGCGGCAAAACAGCUCAAAGACUCUGGAAUAAUAAUUGUUACCAUAGGUACUGGUAGAAGUGCUAACUGGAUCAACUUGCGUGAUAUAUCAUCGGACCCAACGCUAACGUUUGUACUAGGGGAUGACAUCCAUAUUGGCGUUAAUGUACUAGACUCUCUUAGAACAACUUUAUUAUAUGAUUAUUGUUCAAAUGUAUGAUCAUAAAUUACAUGCUUUAAUUAUACAUUGACAAUAUUGACAUGACUUUAGUUACGCUGUGUUUAUCACAUUUUGUACAGACAUCUGACAGCUAGUACCAUUAUAAUCAAGACAUUGCAGAAUACGUUUAUGAAAAUUUCACAUGUUUACUUUAGUCGUACAUAUAAGACAAUCCUGAUAUAUGUUACAAAAUACUGUAUUUGUCUGUAAUAUCGAUAUUUUUGUAUUUUCCACAUUAUGUAUCUUGAUCAAUUAUUAAGACCAUGAAUCUAAAAGUGAUUUGAUUUUUUAGACAAUAAACAGGUUUUUAACAAUUUUCAAGUACGAGCAGAGUAAAACUUUUAAUGAUAAAAGUCAAAUUAAAAUGACACAGUGAAAGAAAAGAAACAUGUAUUAAUAAAGAAGAUGUUUACCAUACCUUUACACUUCUACGUAUGACAAGUGUUUCAACAAAUUGCCGCUAAACAAUAAAAACGUGUACCUUGUUUAUGACGAAGAACUGUCAGUAAGUAUCAUGCUUAUGUGUUGUGCUCUUAGUUUUGUUUUAUUGCGGUCUUUAUAUUUUAUAUAUUAUAUUUGCUAGGCCAAUUCAUAUGUUUCGUGAACCUAGCCCAAGUUCGUAUUGAUAUAUGCCAAAGAGUUAUAUCAUUUUGGACGAAACUGAUAAAUUGUUCAAGCCAAAAUAUCGACAAACUAUCUGGUAAGUUUUACAGCAUGUUAUAUGAAAUGAAUACUUUAAACAAUGUUAAGUCCCAAUGGAUCGAAAAUGUUAGAAAUUUGUUGUGUUCUUCAAGUUUUUCAAGAGUAUGAUACUGUCAAAGUUUCUUAAAUGAGAAAUGGCUGAUUUGAUCAAUUUGCCGAAAGUUAAAAGAUAAUUUUAUACGGAAAUGGCAAUUAACAUUAAAAAGGUAUUAAAACUGAGUUUGGAAGAAGUGCUUAUAUCAAGAUUUUGUCAUCUAGACGUAGCUUAUCAAUUAUGCGUUUUUUACUAGAAAUCAUAUAUAGGCUGCUUGUGGAAACAGGAGGAUGGUAUGGAAAACCUUCUUCUGAAAGAAAAUGUUCCUUUUGUAAUGAUGAUGUAGGGUGACGAAUUUCAUUAUUUGUUCACAUGUUUGAGGAAAGAAAAAAGUAUUUAAAACGGUAUUUUUAAGUUAAUCCCAUUUUUUUAAAUAAGAAGAAUUGUUUAGUAGUGAAAAUAAAAUUUUAUUAAAUAAACUUAGUAAUUUUAUCGAAAUAAUAUCUAAAAACAUAUAACAUUGAUAUGCCUGGAUUGCUCGUUUACUUGAAAAUAUAUUUAUUUGCUACACAUAUGUUUUUUUUUGUAAUUUUACAUGUAUUAUUUGGAUAUGUUUGUCAUUCUCUUUUUACGUAACACCUGUUAAUAUGCCGCCAUUAUUCACUGUAAU